Messenger RNA from Acyrthosiphon pisum (pea aphid), 744 nucleotides. RefSeq lists its product as uncharacterized. The transcript is spliced from 2 exons. NCBI's taxonomy places the organism in Eukaryota, Metazoa, Arthropoda, Insecta, Hemiptera, Aphididae. Gene Ontology annotation, molecular function: nucleic acid binding. Bases 1 to 744 code for a protein of 247 amino acids. The record is from RefSeq and is a predicted model, not a curated record.
AUGACAAAUGACAGGAAAAAAGUGUUGGGGAAAAUCUUGUCACUACUCAAGUCUGGUCCACAAGGUGUUAUAUUCAUACUUCAAAAGACUAAAGAGCAACGUACAGUUGAAGAAGAGCUGUCACAUCACCAUGUUCAGUGGCAUUUUAUACCGCCCUCAGCACCCCACUUUGGUGGUUUGUGGGAGGCUGCUGUCAAGUCGACAAAAAAACAUUUGUUAAAAAUUAACACUAUGGGUCUUCUUACCUUUGAGGAAAUGAGCACCAUGUUAUGUAGAGUAGAAGCUGUGCUAAACUCGCGCCCUAUAUCACCCAUGUCUGAUGAUCCAUCAGAUUUUACUGCAUUGACCCCCGGUCACUUUCUGGUAGGAGGUGUUCUUACAUUACCUGCUGAACCUGACGGUACAGGCAUACCAUUGAAUCGCCUAAAGCGAUUAGAACUUGUAAGGGUACAAGCUCAGACAUUUUGGAAGCGUUGGAGUUCUGAAUACUUACCACAACUCCAUAAGAGAGGUUGCUGGCUGUCCAAAAAAGACAACAUUGAAGUCGGAUCCCUUGCAAUCUUAAAGGAGGACAAUUUGCCACCAAUGAAAUGGAUUAUGGUCAGAGUCACUCAAGUUCAUCCUGGGUCAGAUGGAAUGGUGCGUGUUGUAACUGUACGUAACUCAGCGGGAAGAGAAUUUCAGCGUCCAACUGCUAAGCUUGCUGUUCUACCCCACGCUAAGGAUGAAGAGGAGCCAGUCUAA